Molecule: messenger RNA, 3404 nt
Organism: Schistocerca piceifrons (Central American locust)
Lineage: Eukaryota; Metazoa; Arthropoda; Insecta; Orthoptera; Acrididae
Product: centrosomal protein 20-like
Exons: 4
Coding region: 88-462 (124 amino acids)
Biological process (GO): microtubule anchoring; cilium assembly
Cellular component (GO): centrosome; ciliary basal body; motile cilium
Molecular function (GO): protein binding
Source: RefSeq, a predicted model, not a curated record
GUCAGAGAUAACUUACCAUAGAGAAACAAAUCAAGGAGUGGUAGCGAGAAGUUGUCACAGCUACUGCGAAGGCGGCGAUACGAAAAAAUGGAUUCAGAGCGGGAGCUCUAUGAAGCUUUAAAGGAAAACUUGGAAUCAUCGGGAAGCCUACGCAAAGUGAGAGCCGAAGUAAAAUCAGAAAUAAUGAAAGUUUUCGACACUAAUCCGCAGCCACGGGAUAAACCAGAAUUGCCCGAAAGUCUACUACUUAUUAACAGUUUAAUUCAAGAAUACUUGGAAUGGAAUGGGUACAUGUAUACGUCGCAGAUUUUAGCCGACGAGUCCGGAAUGACAAGCAAGACAUACAGUAGGCAGACUAUGCAGAAAGAACUACAGGUUUCAGAAGACGAAAAUACUCGAAAACUGAGGCACUUGACGAUUUAUACUGCAUACAAGAAAAGAGGAAAAGGCUCAUCCACUUAGUUGUGACACAGUUGAAAGUGUGUGUCGAGUGAUAGCACAGACAGGCAUUGAAAGAAGACUGUGAUGAAAAAUAAGAAGACAACAGCUGCAGAAGUCACUGCAGAACUGAAUGUUGCACUCACGAAUUCACUCUGUCAGCAACAAAACAGCACGAAGGGAACUCCAUAAGCAGAGAACUGCAGGGCAAGCUGGAAUUACAAAGCCAUUCAUCGGUGAUAAAAAUGCCUGUAACAGGAAUACAUGGUACUGGAGCCAUAAAACCUGGACUAUGGAGCAAUAGAUUAUCAUCAUUUGGUCUUAUUUCACACUGUUUUUGACUUACAGCAAAGUAUACAUCCCAAGAAUGGAACAUGACAGGUGCUCUGUGAAGAUUUGGGCAGCCAUAUUGUGGUAUUCCAUGGGCUCCAGGUUACUUUACAAGGCACAUUACUGCUAAGGAUUAUGUGACCAUUUUGGCUGUUCAGGUGCAUCACAUGGUACAAUGUUUGUUCCCAGAUGGUCUUGCUAUCUUCCAAAAAGACAGGGCCUCUGUUCAAACAGCUAUCAUCUUCCAGGACUGAUUUUGUGAGCACAAGGAUGAGUUGUCACAUGUGCCCUGGCUGUCACUGUCACCAGAUCUCAAUGUUAUUAAGCGUUUAUAGUCUCCUUUGGAGAGAGAGGGGGGGAUGAGUGGCACAAAAUUUUCUUGAAAACCAUACAGGAUUUGUUUUUAUCCAUUCUGAGAUGACAGGAAUCUGUUUUGAAUGCCAAAAAGUUUCCUACACUGUAUUAGGCAUAGUAAUGUAAUGUCUUUAGUGUUUCCAUAUUUUUGUUCAACCCCUGUAAUUAGUGUCCUCUGUUAUCUGUUGCUCAUUAUACUUACAAGUUAUCACACUUUGGUUCCUGGUAUUUUAUGUAGCCGAGUGCUUAAAUUUUUUUACAGUUAAGUGAGUGACUUCGGAAACCAUGUAUGUCUAGAAUUUUUUGUAACAUAUUUUUUCACAUUAUUUAACUUGUCUGGGAUCAACAUACAGUGUGCAUAGUCCAGUGCCUCAUCUCAAAGAUGCUGAGCCAUAGAAAACUGCAAUGAUGGCAGGGACAAUGUAUGCAGCUUCUGCUCCGAUCAGAAGAUGCCAUAAUAAUGCUUGGGAAUGAUACUCUGGUGUUAGUUCUGGGCUGAUCAGUAGAUGUCACAACAAUGCUUGCGAGUGAUACUGUGCAGGUGUGUUUGGCAUUAACAAAUGAUGUGUCCACACUGUUGUCAGCUUUCAAACACUGUACUGUUUGUUAAGAAUCCGUUGUAAUAUUGGGAUACUCGCCAAUCUGUUGAAAAUGAUGUUACAAUGUACCGGAUGUGUGAAUUGGAAAAAUAACUUCAUACCAACAAGAGCAACAGCUCCUGUCUGUAAGUGAGCAUACAGUGUUUCUUCAAAUUAAGUACUGACCAAAAGUCUGGCUUGACCAACACUGUUAAUUUGUUAGUAACCUGCAACAACCCAUCAAAAAGGAAUACCAUAAAGGAGAGUAAACUUCAAAGUGCCUGUCCAAAAUCUUGCACAACCUCCUUGAAAUAAAAUAUUUUGAUUGAUGGAGAACAAAUAUGUACAUUAGAGUAGUAUUUAAUUCUUUGCAUGGUGUAAUAGAAAACAGGGUGCUGUGACUGACAAAGCUGCUAUUGAAAGGAGUUGUGCUGUUGUGUAAGUGAAGGAAAUAUCAUAAGAAAAAUGAAACAGAUGCAGAAAUAUGCUUUGAGAUUCAUGAUCAUAUUGAGAAAUUUCCAGCUAAGUUCAAUCAUUAUCAUUACCAGAGUAUAAAGUACUUAGAUGCUGGGCUGGAUUCACAUGGGAAAUAAUUUAAUGAAGCUGUAAUCUGCACACAAGUGAUGGUAUAAUUAAAUGUGAGUGGAGGGAUUUUACUGUCAUCCCUUAUGAGAAAAGUAACUGAAAAAGAAAUAGAAGUUAAUGAAAGGAGAGCAAAGAAUUUUGCCACAAAACUUAAGUGCAAAAUCGAUUUGUGCAUGGAACAGGAUGAGACUAUUGGUGUCAUAUUUUACUUCAAUGAGAAUCUUCUGCUAGCAAAACUUCUCAAUUUUUUAAAAAAUAUUUAUUUGUUUAUUUAUUUAUUGUGAAAGAGAAGUAGGGAAAGAGCCAUACACUAUUACUCAAAUACAUAAAUGAAUAUUUACCUCUUCCACUAAAAAUCUUCACCUUUUCCUGAUGGUUUUCUUGGACAAAGCCGUAACUGUGUUUUGAUUUUGUUUUGUUCUGACAUUGUAAGUGCUCAGCAAGAUCAUGCAUAACUUUCCCAUUAGAUGUCAUUCCUGUCUCCAUAAUGUACAAAAGUAAUAUAAUUGGUUGUAUGUUCCAGAAGAGUAUGUAGUCAUAAUCAGUUAAUCUAAAUUUGAAGUGACAAAAUUCACAUCCUCACACAUUUUGGAUUUUCAUUAUUCACUAUGGAAAGACUGUUACUAGAGGAGUACUAUAGCUGUGGAACCACUGGGUAGUCCUAUACUGGCCAACAAAGAAACUUAAUUUUUACCUGGUAAAUACAUGGGAUUUCUGUAUGAUUCACAGCACAAGGAUCUUGUACAGCCAAUGAGUUUAUUCAGAGAUUGGUGUGUUAGUCAGGCUCAAAACAUGUCAGGCUGUCCAACUCUCUCUCUCUCUCUCUCUCUCUCUCUCUCUCUCUCUCUCUCUCUCUCUCUCUCUCUCACACACACACACACACACACACACACACACACACACAUCCUUCUGGACCUGUUGCAGUGAGUAAAAUUAUGUUAAGCAAUGUGACCAAGAUGGUGGUAUAUAUAGUGCAGGAUUUCCACAAAUUUUAUAAAAAUUUCUGCAUGUUUCCCAGUGCUGAGUUGGCAGAUGACACUGUGGAUUAUGUUUUUUGAAUUUAUCACUCACAUAACCUUUUGUAUUCUGUCUUUUACAACAAUAAAUUUUCAGUGUGUA